GCGGACGGGGCGGGGCGCGCGGGCGGUGCCGGUGCGGUGCGGGCUGGGCUGCGGCGGGAGCGGCGGCGGCGGCUAGCGGGUUCGGACGCUCGGAGCUCGGCUGCAUCGCGGCGUGGGGUGCGGCCCGCGGACUCAGCCCCGGGCCAUGGACUCCCAAAAAGAAGCUCUGCAAAGGAUAAUUUCAACUCUGGCAAAUAAAAAUGAUGAAAUUCAGAACUUUAUUGAUACACUAAAUCAAACAUUACACGGGGUACAGGAAAAUUCAGCUAACAUACUUUCAGAAUUAGAUGAAGAAUUUGAUAGUUUAUACUCUGUGUUGGACGAAGUGAAAGAAGGCAUGAUUAACAGUAUCAAGCAGGAACAAUCUCGUAAAUCGCAUGAGUUACAGAAUCAACUUGGUCAAUGCAGUAAUGCUCUGGAGAACUCUGAAGAACUACUGGAGUUUGCAACACGGUCAUUAGGUAUCAAGGAGCCUGAAGAAUUUUCAAAGGCUGCCAGACAGAUCAAGGAUAGAGUAACAAUGGCUUCAGCUUUUCGCCUUUGUUUGAAACCAAAGGUCAGUGACAACAUGAGUCAUUUAAUGGUGGAUUUUUCUCAGGAAAGGCAGAUGCUGCAAGCAUUGAAGUUUCUGCCAGUUCCCAAAGCUCCAGAAAUAGAACCAGCAGAGUGUCUGGUGGCUGACAAUGCUGUAACAGUAGUUUGGAGAAUGCCGGAAGAAGAUAGUAAGAUCGACCAUUACACACUGGAACAUAGGAAGACUAAUUUUGAUGGACUUCCACGUGUAAAAGAUGAGCGAUGCUGGGAGCAAAUUGAUAAUAUUAAGGGUACCGAAUAUACACUCUCAGGUUUAAAAUUUGAUUCAAAGUAUAUGAAUUUCAGAGUCCGCGCUUGUAACAAGGCUGUGGCAGGAGAGUAUUCUGAUCCAGUGACUCUAGAGACCAAAGCACUUAACUUUGUUUUGGACAACUCAUCAUCCCAUUUAAACCUGAGAGUUGAAGAUUCCUGUGUUGAAUGGGACCCCACUGGCGGAAAAGGUCAAGAAAAUAAAGUUAAAGGAAAAGAAAACAGAGGCAGUGUCCAUGUUACUUCACUGAAGAAACACUCAAGAAGUGGUACGCCAUCCCCCAAACGGACAUCCAUAGGUUCAAGGCCACCAGCAGUAAGAGGCAGCAGAGAUCGUUUCACUGGGGAAUCCUACACAGUGCUGGGAGACACUGCUAUUGAAAGUGGACAACAUUAUUGGGAGGUCAAGGCCCAGAAAGAUUGUAAAUCCUACAGUGUGGGAGUUGCAUAUAAGACUUUGGGCAAGUUUGACCAAUUGGGAAAGACAAAUACCAGUUGGUGUAUCCAUGUCAACAACUGGCUACAAAAUACAUUUGCAGCAAAGCAUAAUAAUAAAGUCAAAGCCUUGGAUGUUACUGUUCCUGAGAGAAUAGGUGUCUUUUGUGAUUUUGAUGGGGGUCAGCUUUCCUUCUAUGAUGCAAACUCAAAGCAGUUGUUAUAUUCCUUUAAGACAAAAUUUACUCAGCCAGUGCUACCUGGUUUCAUGGUUUGGUGUGGUGGACUUUCUUUGAGUACUGGAAUGCAGGUUCCAAGUGCUGUGAGAACACUUCAGAAAAGUGAAAAUGGAAUGACUGGUUCAACUGGCAGCCUAACCAAUGUUACUCAGUAAUGCUACUCAGCAUUGUGUCCCUGACAUCUCACCAUUUUGAUUGGUUGGCCCUUCUUGUGUAGUUACUAAACACAGAACUUAAAAGUGUUGGAAAUCAGGUUGACUACACUCUGCUUUACAACUUGGAAUCUGUUAGCAUCACGCAUCUUACAUGAAGUCUUUAUAGGAACCUAACGUGCAAUACCACAGAAGCAAGCAGAAACAAAGCAGAAAACUCAUGUAUUGAAAGAGUAAAGUGAAAAAAAGCAGUGUUUUUUUAGGUGUAAAGGUGUAAAGAAACUCAUUUUUGUGUUCUCUAGAUUACUUUGUCUCUUCUAAUAUGUUUAACUACACGUGGGUAGCCUUAGGGCCUGGGGUUGAAAAGCAUUUAAAUCUUGCCUUCUUUUUGUUAUACUUUUUAAAAAACCUUAUUACUUCCUAUUGUUUUGUUCUUUCACUAAAGCUUUAAAAAUACACAGUCCUCUAAGGCUUUUGAAAAGUUAAAAUAGUUGGUUAUGGUAAGAUUUUCUUUUAGCCAUGUUUAUUUUUCCUGUCCCCUUAGUUUUAUUAAGUUGUUACCAUAUAGAUUAGAAAUAGUUUCUUUUAUCCAUCUAUUGUGAUAGUUCUCUUUUGGUUAAAACUCAAAACAGAGAAUGGAUAGGAAGUUUCUAGACAUAUUAGCUUAAAAUUACCUCUUUUUUUUUUUUUUUGGUCUUCUACACUAAUAGUGACAAAAGAAUAUUCUUUGUUUCCCUGCAUUAGAUUUCUUUUCAUCUUUUUGGAUGAUAAGAUUUUCCAAAGCUUUAUAUUUUCAUAUUUUGUUGUCUGGUUUAAUAGAUAUCUAGUUUAAUAAAAUCACCUUUAAUAGUUAUCUUUGGUCAAAUUCCCACUUUGAAUUUGGAAAUAACUAGUAAUGAUAUACUGAUUUUUAUCAUUUCUAGUAGGGAUGUAAGUUUAUUAAAAUUAGGAGGUAGAGAGGACCGGACAGGUAGUUUCAGGGCUUAAGUCACUUGCUUUACAUGUAGGACACUCUGGUUCAAUUGCUGGUACCACAUAUGGCCUCCUUAGCACUGCCAACAGUGACCCCCCCUUCCCCUCAAAAAUAGUCAGAAGGUAGAAAAACCUACACUGUUCCAUUUUUGUCUUAAGAGACAUAUGUUAUAAGUAGAGCUGUCUAAAAUUUAUUUAAUGAAGUAAUCCAUGUCUGCUUUUUAAUAAUAGAUGAAAUGGCUGAAACAAUUGUUUUGAAAAAAUUGCCUAUCUGACUUUUCAAACAUUUUCAAUGAGUCUUCAAACAUUUAGAAGUUAUUUUUCUCUUAAUUCUGUUGCCAAAUUUAAUUUGAUUUCUCAUAGGUAAUCAUUUUUCUGACUAUGAACCGUCAUUUCUUAACUAAGGGGGAACUAUGCUAAAUGGUGGGUAAAACCCAUGGUUAUUGAACAGAACAAAACUGGGUCUUUUUUUUUUUUUCAGUUGAUUACAACCUGUAACUAUUCCUUGGAUCCAAACUAAAAGUUUUAAUUACAGUAUUUGAGAAUUUAUUGAGCAUUAUAAAGAGAUCUUUAUUUGUAUUUUACUUGAUUUUUGAAACUUAUGUCAACUUUCUUUCAUUCUCAUUUUAAGUAUUUUUAGCUAUACCACCUUCUCCCAAGAAGUGGCUAUUGCAGGUUACAUUUGAGUUGGUCUCUGUAGAAGAGUAAAAACAUUUUUUCUCAAGUUUACUUUUUGAAGUUUUAGUCAUAGAUAAAUCUAAAUGAGGAAAACUAUUUGUAUUGGAAUAUUAUUUUUUGGAGGACAUUCAUAUCUGCAUCAUUAUCUAAGGAUAUUCUGGUAAUUUUUUAGACACAAUUCAGUGUAGGGAAUGACAUAUAUCGAGAUACUAUUUUGAUUCUCCAAACAACAGUUUUGCAUUUCUGUUUCUUCUAAGGUUUUUGAAGAAAUAUUUGGAUCCUUUGUUAUUCUUUAUAAAGAUUAUUCCAGGACUUAACAGGAUAUUAUACUUCCCUUUCACAGAGUCUAACCUUAAAAGCAGUAGUUUAGUGCUCAGGCUGCUUUAUGUGAAAUAACACUAGUACAUUUUAGCAAAACAACACAGAAAAAGCCAGAAAUUGUACUAUAAAGUUUUUUACUAAUGUCUUAUCUAAUUGUGUCGUCUCACUAAUUCAGUGCCUUCUUCCUCCAAGCAUACUUUUUCCUCUAAUUCCCCAUGCAGUGUUAAUUGAUAUUUAAGCCAGAGACCAUUUUGUUGUACAAAUAAGGGCCUUCUAUUGUAGGGAAAUGGGGAAAAGGAAGUAUUAAUCAGGGGCUGGAGGAGGACAUAAAACUUUAUCACAUGCUCAUGUUUUCAUUUGAAAGACUUCAUAAAAAAUUUUCUAAUAUUCAUUUAGAAAAUUCAUUCGAAAUACUAUGACUACUUUAAGAGUCUGAGGUCUUCCUCUUGCUUCUUUUUAAAGGUCUCAAAAAUGAAAUUUCUGGAGCUUGUGUGUUUUUUAAGUUUAUGUUAAGAUGGAGAAAUUUUGAUGCCCUCAUUUUCAAACUACAAAAUAAGCAGUUGUAAUGCCUAAUUUGAAUAGUCUCAAAUUAACAUAGCUUGGCUAAAAACAUUAAUGUUUUAAUUUAAAAUAUUGAGUGCUUUUGAUCAAUUAAAUACAUCACAGAAAGAUAACAUAAGCCUCAAACAUUCUGUUUUUGUUUAUUUGUUUUGGAUCAUACCUGGCAAUGCUCAGGGGUUACUCCUGGCUCUGGACUCAGGAAUCACUCCUGGCAGUGCUCAGGGGACCAUGUGGGAUGCCAGGGAUGGAACCCGGGUUGGCCGUGUGCAAGGCAAACGCCCUACCCACUGUUCUAUCACUCUGCUCCCCUACCCCAAACAUUCUUAAUUGGCUUAUUUACUUUUUGCUUGUACAGGUUUAAUAUGUUGAUUUUUUAUAAAAGAAUUCAUGAAAUAUUGACUGUGGUAGAUAUAUCAUACUUAGAAAACAUUUGUUUCAGAACAAUAUUCACCUAAUAUUGCAUUUUUCUUUAAGCAGUUAAAUUCCUUACCAGUUUUAGUAAACUAUAUAAAGAAAUGAAGGAUUAAAAAAAAAAGGAAGAAAUGAAGGAUUGCCUUAAGCACUUUAGAAGUUUUAUUACAACUCAUUUUGACUCUUUGGACUGACCUUGUCUCCUAUAUCUCUAACUUUCAGUAAAUGUUUAUGCCAAGGAGUUCAUAACUGAAUGCAUGUUGAAAUAUAAAGAAUAUAUGUGAUUGAUUGUUACAGAUGUAAAUAAAUGGACUGGAAAGUAUUAAAAAUUGUAAAAAGUAACAAAUUGGAAGUGUUAGGGGCAUGCUUCUCUGAACUGAUUUUAAUUUUGAUGGCCUCUGUAUCACUUUAAGAAACCGUAAAAUGCUGCUGUCAGCUAGAGUUGGCCUACUUUGUUCAGUAGUCAUUUUGCCCCAUGCUAUCAUCUAAAGAGACAUACUGGCUUGAUUUUAUGUCCUCAUUUAUGACAUUAAAGCAUAAAUAGUGUCACGUAUUUUUGGAAUUUUUGUGAUCCUCGGUAGCAUAAAUGAGUAACUUGUAAUGAAAUGUUUAAUUAGGCUGAUACUCUAUUUCAUGACUUACAGAGAUAGGCUCAUUUUUCUCUGUAUAUUUUUUUCAUAAAUUAGGAGUUCAUUAUAUGUUGUCUUUUGUUUUUUUUGAAAACAAAAAUUUUUCAGAAAAUACAUGAAAAAUGAUUAUUCACAAGUAUUAAAUUUGGAAAAGGACAUUAUAGACAUCUAUUAUAAAAUGGUCCUAUUAAACUCUUUAUUUUCAAAUCAUCAUAAUUCCCUUUUUUUAUCCCAUGCUUGUUAUAAUCAGUGUUCAUUAGCUAACAAAUUAUAAAACUCACAAUAUGUAAUUGAUGUGGCAGUCAUACUUUGUAUUAAGAUUUCCAAAAUCCGUAGUUUAUUAUGUCUGUAUAGUUUUGCUGCUUGGUAUGACAAAGUUUGGACCUUAAAAACAAUGUUUUGCUAAUAAGCCAGAAAUUUUAAAGGUAAACUUUUUAUAGUUUGUAAAAUACUCAAAUUAACAAUAUAAUUAGGCUCACUUUUAUAUAGUCACACAAAAUGGGAUUGGGAAAGUAUCUUGAUUUUAUUUUUACACUGGAUAUAUUCUUUUAGAGAAAUGUACGAUCAGCAUAAAUUUGUUUCAACAUCCAAGUGAUCAUAAAGUUACAUUAUUUUUAACCAAAAAUGUAUUUCAUGAUGCUGGUACCAGAACAUCAUAAGAAAUCACAUGUUUCAUUUAUCAUCACAAAGAUUACCUCAUUUUCAGUAUAGUUUGCUUUAUGUAUAUUUUACAAUAUUCACAUAUGCAAAUAUUUGUGAUUAUGAUAUGUGACCUGUAAUGUUUGAUUAAAUGCUUUGAACUUUUUGAGUAAUCUGGAGUUUAAAUGAAUUCUAUUAUAUGUAUUUUUUAAAGAUACUGUUGGACAUGCCAUAUAAAGGUUAAUGGUGGCUUAAAAAUAAAUUGACAGAAAUUGCUGUACUUUUCUUUUUCAGAUAAUCCAGUUUUUAAUUAAAGUAGUAUUUUAUUUUGAGUCAGUGUAAGAUACUCUGAAGUCAGUUAUUUCAACUGUUUGUUUAACUUGAUAUAUUUUUAAAAUUUUACUUGUUUAAUAGAAGGUGAUCCUUAGCAAUGAAUGUGUAGAGGAUUUCACAAGUAUGUAGAGUAGAAGCAAAGGUAGGUGAAUGUGUUUGCUUCGGUUUGGAGUCAAGUUUGGACUAGUUUAAAAUUAAGUCAUAUUAUGGGUCAGAGAAAUAAGUUGGUGGGCUAGGCAGCUAGUGUACAUCAUGUUGGCAUGCAGGAAGCCUGGGUUGGAUCCCUGGCACUGCAUGGUCACCCAGCACUGAACUGGGAGUAGCCUCUGAGCACCACUCGGUGUGACCUAAAAGCUCAAAAAAGAGAGAGAGAGAGAGAGAGAGAGAGAGAGAGAGAGAGAGAGAGAGAGAGAGAGAGAGAGAGAGAGAGAGAGAAAGAAAAGAUCAAAUCGGUAAAAGAUAUUUUUAUGGGCAUUACAAUUUUUUUGAAAAUCUAAGGACUAUGAAAAUACAUAUUUGAAAAGAAAACCAUUUCCAGUAUAUCUAAAAGUACCAAAGCACGGAGUCCAUGUUUUAAAGGAGACUCUUAGUAUAAAUAUGUAAUGGCUAAAAUUUAAAGUAAUUUAUAUUAAAUAAGGCUUUAAAAUAUCUCUACAUGAUACAUAUUUUGGGUUCAUUUCUUUUAAGGUAUUUAAGUUACCUUAGCUGUAACAUAUUGGAUCUGUAGCCUCUAUAUUCCUCACUUACUAUCUUUGCGCCUCGAUUGCCUUACACAAAAUGAUUGUAAAAUAUUAAGUCUGCCUCACAGGGCUCUUGUGAGGUAUAAAAUAAAUUGGGAUAAGUGAAAUUGCUUCAACAGUAACAUGUUAUAUAAUUGUAUGGUAAUAUAUUCAAUUAAAAAUGGAUUUUAAGUGUUUAGAUACUUCUAGAUUCCCUCUUAUUUAGUUAAAGCAUGUGCCUAAAGUUAGUUUCACCAGGACCUAAGAUGUCAUUUUUAAAAACAACAAUCCUGGAAGGAAAUGCCCUCUACAAUUUUUUCGUUUGUGCUGUCUUUUUAGUAUUUUUCUCAUGAAACCUUUUACUCUGUAGCAAGACUUCUGAGAACUUAAAAAUUUCUCCUGCAGCUUUAGUGUAUCAAAACAGAGUACUGGUAUAAAUUAAUGAACCAAGCUGUUUCCAUUCAGAUUCUGGUGCUUUGAAUUUAUGAAUGCUCAUGCUACAUGCAAAGACUGAAUUUGUCCUAAGUUCUUUCUAGAUGUAAGAAAUUUUUUUUUCUGUAAGAAAAUUUUUGCAUUGAAUAAAGAACAAAAUAUUUAUGUGCCCACUUAACAUUUGACAUAUUUGUUGCAUUGUCAUUAAAAAAAGCAUUU
Molecule: messenger RNA, 7583 nt
Organism: Sorex araneus (European shrew)
Lineage: Eukaryota; Metazoa; Chordata; Mammalia; Eulipotyphla; Soricidae
Gene: FSD1L
Product: fibronectin type III and SPRY domain containing 1 like
Exons: 14
Coding region: 146-1672 (508 amino acids)
Molecular function (GO): protein binding
Source: RefSeq, a predicted model, not a curated record